This is a messenger RNA of Argiope bruennichi, 328 nucleotides long. RefSeq names its product serine/threonine-protein kinase Sgk1-like. Bases 11 to 328 code for a protein of 105 amino acids. Lineage: Eukaryota; Metazoa; Arthropoda; Arachnida; Araneae; Araneidae. The record is from RefSeq and is a predicted model, not a curated record. The transcript has 4 exons.
UUUAUACGAGAUGGUUAUGAACCACACCCCCAUUGAAAACCACUGCAUGAGAUACAACAUCAAAUUUCAAGAAAUUGACUUUUAUGGUAAGAUUGUAGUUCUUCUUAACUGCACUUAUUACAUUCCAAAUGUCUUCCCAGAAGAUCUAAAAAGGGCUUUGGAAGAUUUUCUGCAAAGAGAUCCUAUUAAAAGACUAGGAUACAAAGACAAUUUAGAAGAUUUCAAGAAUCAUCCGUUUUUCAGCAGCAUUGAGUGGGAUAAACUGCAGCAAGAACAUUUGGAUAUGCUGACGAUUAAUGCCACAUGUAAAAUCGUAAUACCAGCAUAG